Messenger RNA from Neofelis nebulosa (Clouded leopard), 452 nucleotides. Its product is annotated as metallothionein-4. Bases 94 to 282 code for a protein of 62 amino acids. Gene Ontology annotation, molecular function: metal ion binding. NCBI's taxonomy places the organism in Eukaryota, Metazoa, Chordata, Mammalia, Carnivora, Felidae. The transcript has 3 exons. The record is from RefSeq and is a predicted model, not a curated record.
UACACAGCUAUAAAUAGGGAGCCUCCAGCGGCUGCUGGCUCAGCUUCUCUUCCCCAGCUGUGAUAGCACUGGAGCUUCUGGAACACCUGGACCAUGGACCCCGGCGAAUGCACCUGCAUGUCAGGAGGAAUUUGCAUCUGUGGAGACAAUUGCAAAUGCACAACUUGCAACUGUAAAACGUGUCGAAAAAGCUGCUGUCCUUGCUGCCCCCCGGGCUGUGCCAAGUGUGCCCGGGGCUGCAUCUGCAAAGGGGGCUCAGACAAGUGCAGCUGCUGCCCCUGAAAUGCAUCCGUUGUGCUGGAGGCAAGGCCUGGGAAGCAUCUGUACAGAGCAUUAGUCGAGAAGUUAGAAUUCUUGUACCAUAGGUUAUGCUUUUUAUAUAUUUGCUCAGAUGUGGUGUUGGUGACAUUCAUGUAAAGUGCUUGCAGCAAUAAAGUUUCCGCUCAUGGUUG